Cryptosporidium muris RN66 is the source of this 873-nucleotide messenger RNA. RefSeq names its product zinc finger, C2H2 type domain-containing protein. The transcript has a single exon. The coding region runs from base 1 to 873 and encodes 290 amino acids. The record is from RefSeq and is a predicted model, not a curated record. Lineage: Eukaryota; Apicomplexa; Conoidasida; Eucoccidiorida; Cryptosporidiidae.
AUGACAGAUCCAAACAUAUAUAUGAACUCUUCAGAAUAUAAACAUAUCUCAAACAGUCAUACUUCGAGUGGAAUAAAUAAUAGGACAUGUCAUACAUUAGUAAGUACUCAAUACAUGGCAAGUAACUCAAUAUCAUAUGUCACAGUAGAUAUUAUUAGAAAGCUUAUUGAAGAAAACCACCAAUUAUUAUAUGGGUUGCAUGUAUUUCUUAAUAAGGGCAAGUGUGUCAAUGACUUUGCUGUACGUGCCUUAUUUUCAAGGUUACAGAGAAAUCUGAUCUUUCUUGCACACCUAAAUAAUCAACCUAAAGCUCAAAAGAAUAUAUCUGUCAAUGAUGUUAUUCGUCCUAUAUUUCCAAGUGACUAUUCUUUAGAAGUAAAAAAAUCGACUCUUAGCAACUCAGAGCCGAAUUCUGUCCUCAGUCCAAAUAUAUUAACCACUUCACCUCUCCUAACAUCUAAUACAACUCCAACUUCUCUCUAUGACCCAAACUCAAUAGACUAUAGAGCUAAUAAUCCAAAUAAUACAGAUAAUAUCAUCCAUAAGCACAUGUCUGAAGCUAAUAUUUCUAAUAACUGCUCAAAUAGUAGUUCUAUACCAAGAACAGAAUAUGAACUUAUAACAUCUGGUAUAUUAGACUAUGAUAUAGUUGGAAACAGUGUUGGAAUUUCAAUGCUAGGUAGUUCAACUAAUUCAAAUAAUAAUAUCAAUUCUAUACAGAACAAUGAACAUUUUAUUUGCCGUUACUGUCAGAGAAAGUGCAGAAACCAAAGUGGGCUUACUCAACAUACAAUGAAAGUUCAUCCAGAUGCACCUGAAGUUCAGCAUUUAAUUAAACAAGCACAAUCAAGAUCAACAGCAAAUUCCAUAUAA